This is a messenger RNA of Chenopodium quinoa (quinoa), 1570 nucleotides long. RefSeq names its product putative F-box/LRR-repeat protein At5g41630. The record is from RefSeq and is a predicted model, not a curated record. The coding region runs from base 58 to 1302 and encodes 414 amino acids. Lineage: Eukaryota; Viridiplantae; Streptophyta; Magnoliopsida; Caryophyllales; Amaranthaceae. Gene Ontology annotation, molecular function: protein binding. The transcript has 3 exons.
CUUAGAACUCACAAUACAAGUAUAUCAGUGCAAAAAUAUAUCUUUCAUACUCAACCCAUGACUUGUACACAAGCUAAACCGGAAGACAGGCUUAGUGCUUUGCCUGACUCACUUCUUUGCCACAUCCUGUCUUUUCUCCCUACAAAUGAAGCCGUCCAAACUGUCUUAAUCCGAAGAUUCGGCACCCUGUGGACUUCCCUUCAAAAUAUCGACUUUGAUGAUGACUUGCUCUCUCACUUGUGGGCAGACGAGGAUAUUAAUUCAGGUUUCUUAAGGUUUGUCCACAAGGCGCUAACACUCCAUCAGAGGCCUACAGUCGACAGGUUCAGAGUUAACAUUUCGACCAUGUUAUAUGAAGAUAUAACAUCAUUCCAAUCUGUGAAUUGGGGACGUGAAAUAGAUUCUUGGUUAGAUUUCGCUCUAAAGAAACAAGUCAAGUUCCUAGAAUUUGGGUUCGGAAUGGUUGAACCUGUUAAUGAGGUCUAUAAGUUGCCUUUCAUAGAGUUCAUUAGUGAUUCUCUGGUCGAGCUGAAGCUGGUGUUCAUCGAAAUGAAACUUCAGAAGCGAGUAAAAAUGGGGUCACUUAGAGUUCUGAAACUUGAAUAUAUGAGUCUGAAUAAUGAUGUUUUCAAAGAAAUCAUUCAAGGUUGUCCUUUGCUCAAAGAAAUAGAGAUAUCUAACUGUUUGGACUCUCGCGAUUUCACUGAAAUCAAUGCCCCAAAUUUAGAUAUAUUGAAGCUUGAUAGAGAAGUAGUUGCAGGUUCAGAGGAGAUUAUGAAGAUCAAUUGCCCAAAAUUGUCAUCGUUUAACUACAGUGGAUGUGUGGAUGGACUGGAGAUUGUGAACCUUUCGUCUGUUGCUGAACUUUCCUUUCGUUUGACGCUUAACAUUUCAGCAACAAGCUUCAAAGAGUUCACCGGGUUUCAAUCUGCUCUAACCAAACUUCUGCAUGUCAAGAAUGUAACUUUAUCAGAUACAUUUGUCACGGUGUUGUUCUAUUGCAUUCUAAAAUGCAAUCUUCAGGAAAUUGUUCAUUGGAAGCGAGUGGAUCUAAAAAUUAGGUUGAAUGAUAAGCACAUCCUUGGUCUCAGUCAUUUGUCAAGGAAAUCGCCUUACUUGGAGGAACUUGCCUUGACUGUCAUCCCAUCAUGGAAUUCUGAUUUACUACUCAAGAAUGUAGAUUUAGAACUCGAAAGUUGCAACCCGGGUAAGGAAGAAGUGUACUGCUGGAGCUCUCUUAAAACCAUUGUCAUUCAUAACAUUUCAAUGAGUUUGCAUCCUGUCGUGGUUCUCUUGGUUUAGAUUCUGCUCAGGAGUUCACCAGUGUUAAAUGAAAUGGUGAUCUACUACAAGGCCAGCAAUGAAUCCUCAGCGAUGCUGACAUCAGAACAAUUGUCAGAAUUUUCUGAGAAGCUGCCAACAUUCAGAAAAGCCUCCCGAACAGCAAAAGUUAUUCUAAUGUGAGAAAUUGAACGGUAAAUUGCUGCAUACUGUAUGCUGUAACAAACCUUUUAUCCAAGGAAUCAUUUUCUCGUAAUAUAUGCACUUCCCGUUCUGCAUUCAAAAAAAA